Molecule: messenger RNA, 1431 nt
Organism: Hevea brasiliensis (rubber tree)
Lineage: Eukaryota; Viridiplantae; Streptophyta; Magnoliopsida; Malpighiales; Euphorbiaceae
Exons: 2
Coding region: 196-1224 (342 amino acids)
Source: RefSeq, a predicted model, not a curated record
CGUUGCUUCUAUUCGCUCAAGCUCACCUCUCAACCCCUACUUUUCGUUUCUCUUAUCUUUUUGGGAAUCUGGGGUCUCUUCUCACUUCUCUGUUUCUUUCCUUUUUUUUUUUUUCAUCAUCAAAUUUUGAGAAAGCUCUGAGCUUGAAAGAAGCUAAUUAGUCUAUGUAGUAAUGUAGAGAUCUGGAAGAACUCCAUGGUGCGGUUCGAUAAAUCAAAGAUGGAGCAGACCUGGUUUGUGCCAAAGCCGAGAAGGGUUCAUAGGAGGGUAUGGUUAAGGAUUCAAAAAUCAAUGGGUGUUCUUGUGGGUGGGAAUCACACUUCCUCCAGGGACCUAGAUGACGUUUCGGUCCCUGCUGUUCUUGUGCUCGAGAUUGAGCGCGUUCUGAAGCCCGGUGGAAUUGGGGCUAUGCUUGUGGGGGUUAUUGGUUUGAACACAAAUGGCUUGAUUAGGUCUGCUACUCCGGUUUCAUCGUUAUUGAAAGCCUCCAAUGUGGUACAUGUUAGUUAUGUUCAUGAGUAUGCAUUGGUUGUUUUCCAGAAAAGAUUUGAAAAAGUUGGUUACUUCCAGCAAUUCCGCCUACCAUCUGAUUGCCAAUCUUUUAUGAAUAACAGACCUUUUAUGGAACAUCUAGAGCCCCUUGUGGAGAAGGAGGAAAUGAGGUUUGAGAAAAAGAUUUCAUUUCUGCCCAAUUUCAUUGAUGUGCUUUCUAGGAAGAAGUUAGUGUAUAUUGAAAUUGGGGCAGCAGAGCAUCUGAACUCUAGUGUUGCUAAUUGGUUCAUUCCAUCUUAUCCUGUGGAACACAAGGAUUUCGAUAUUUAUUUUGUUGACCACAACACUUCAGUUCUGCUUUCUUGUGUUAAAAAGCCUGGAGUUACCUUCAUUUACGAUCCAGGCCUCGCUGGAGACGAGAUUACUAGUUUGAUUUCUGAUAUUGAAGAUCCAGAUCCAUCUGUGGAAGAUGAGGGAUUUGAUUUCCUUUCUUGGUUUAGAGAAACUGCGGAGUAUGCAGAUUUUGUGGUUCUGAAGAUGAAAGCAGGGGAGACAGAAUUGAAAUUCCUCACUGAUUUGUAUGAAAGCGGAGCCAUAUGCUUUGUCGAUGAGCUGUUCCUUAGCUGCGCAGACCAUGUAGAUGACAAUGAUGUUGUGAGCAAGGACUGCAUGGAUCUCCUGAAGAGCCUUAGAAGCAGCGGCAUGUAUGUCCACCAAUGGUGGGGUGAUUAAUCCCCAACUGAUUUAUGAGGAACUGUGUCUUGUUUGAACUGUUUUAGUUAUUGCGUUGUGUUGUUGCUGUUGUUCUUGUUCUUGUGUUUGUGUUGGUGUAGUUAAAGUUCCUCAAAUAGUCAUGCAGGAUGCAAAUAAGACAUCCAAUCUAAAGUUGCUUUGUGGUUGGGCACUUAAUUUAAUAUAAAUAAACAACCAUUUGUGUUA